CCCGUCCGCAUCUGGCGUACGCUAUGACUGAGCAGAGAUGCCAGAGAGCCAAGCCGCUCUUUUUACUGCGUUGAUAACAAACCGUUACUCAAGUUGAAAAUAAAAAUGAAAGGAAAAAACGACAUUUUUUGGACAACCGAUAGUAAUUCAGGUUUAAAUAUUAACAAUAGGAAAAUUACGUAAAAUUCCUAAAAGACACCUCUUCUGUUUUUCCUGUCAACAGACAAUUACUCAGUUAAUGAGCCCCUUUGUCUUUUCUCGGCACCAGAAAGUGAACUCCGGGAAGACGUAUAGAAAAAAGAAACGAAAUGGAGAUUACAUCUCCUUCUCCCCUUGAAAUUCAUGCAAACAGAAACGCUAAAUUAAAUGAGAAGAUAGCCUUCGCACAGAGAUCCCAGGCACAUCGUUCACACUAUCUUCUUUAAGCGAAGAAAAUUUGCGCAAUGACAACAGCCACACCGAUCGCUGAAACAGCAAGAGACGGAUGGACGGCCCAGGCGGUGUUCGAGGAAGCGGACGGGACAGCGGGACCCAUAGGCUUGCUCCCCCCGGUAUAACUCGUACUCGGAGAUUGGGACGAAAUGGAUAGGAUUGACGACUUCGAAGGCAAGCUCUGUGAGACGGAUGCCCUAUCCGGUUGCGAUCCCGAUGCGGGCGGCAUAGAGAUCGACGUGACGGAAGCAAUUGAUGCACCAUCCAAUUGCGAUCCGGAUGCGAGCGGCAUAGAGGUCGAUGCGACGGAAGAAUUGGGUGCAAGAGGUGGUUGGGACUCCGAUGGAAGGGCCGAAGACAUCGACCCAUCGGAAGCAGGCAAAGAAUCCGAUGCGGACCCAGAUGCAGGUGAUGAUGGCAUGCUCUCGAACUCCGAAGUAGGGACUGACGACAGUGGUGUCGACGAAAUGGAACUAACGGGAGAGAACGAGAGACUAGCAGGCGGCGUAAUACUCCCUGGCGCUGAUUGCGACAGCGACGGAGAUGCGGGCAUCGAAGAGCCAACAGAUGGAGGGAUCGAACCCAAACCAGAUGCAGGGGUCGAAUCUAUCGAACCCGUAUCUGAUGCAGGGGUCGAAGCCAUAGAGAGAGGAGCCGAAGCUUCUGUCAGCGAUGCCGACGCGGGAGUGGAAUCGGAAGCGGAAGGGAGAACUGGAGCGGAAGCGGAAGCUGGAGCGGGGAAUCCAAAUUGAGCUUGGCAUGGAGAAAACAGCACUCCCAUCAACACCCACGCCAACACCGUCAUCGCCGACAUGCUGGUUGAUCUAGCCAUAUCUGCGACUGGCACAGGCCAAACACAGCUAACGAUACCAACUUCUCCUCCGGCAGCCGCUCCUCACAGUAUACAAACUUACACACUCAAAAGGAGGUAUCGAUGAAGUCCUCCACCGUAUCUCCGCAAGCCCUCCAGUGGAUGAUGAUCAAACAGCGGUAAGAACCACCCGAGGCUGACAAUCAAAGAGCUGAAAAAAACGCCGUUCUGCGCCAACAGAACGAGCGAUCAAUGAGGCGUAGAGAUAUCAAACACCCCGUU
This is a messenger RNA of Chara braunii, 1525 nucleotides long. The record is from the annotation of a GenBank genome assembly. Lineage: Eukaryota; Viridiplantae; Streptophyta; Charophyceae; Charales; Characeae.